Molecule: messenger RNA, 4198 nt
Organism: Anolis sagrei ordinatus
Lineage: Eukaryota; Metazoa; Chordata; Lepidosauria; Squamata; Anolidae
Gene: CHSY3
Product: chondroitin sulfate synthase 3
Cellular component (GO): Golgi cisterna membrane
Molecular function (GO): glucuronosyl-N-acetylgalactosaminyl-proteoglycan 4-beta-N-acetylgalactosaminyltransferase activity
Source: RefSeq, a predicted model, not a curated record
CUCUGCCUGCCGCCACGCGCACUUUUCCAACCUGGGCGUGAGAGGGCGUCGCGUGGGGGCGGGGGCGAGGCAGAGCCUACUGGAGGGCGCCUCGCUUCCUUUCCCCUCCGAGAGGAGCCCCAUCCUCCCAAGGCACUCCCAGAGAAGGCCGCCUUUCUUCGCAGCGUCGCUUGCCUCUCCUCCUCUGCCUCCUCCUCUGCCUCCUCCUCCUCCAUCUCGGAAGCGGUGGGAGGAGCGGGGAGGGACCACUCGAGGCAGGCAGGCAAGCAAGCAAGCAGGCGGCCGGCUGGAGGUGUCGCCCUCGGCCAAGCGGACACUCUUUCUCUCUGUCUUUUCCCGGAGGGAGGCGAGGGAGAAGUUUCACUCAGAGCAACAGCCCGCUUGCAUUCCUUUCUUGCAGCUGCUGCUCCUGCUGCUGCUGCAGCGCGCGCCGACCACGCCUCGCGGACUCGGAGAGGCGGUCUCCUUCGGGUCUGGAAGCGUGACGAGGGAAAGGAGGAGGAGGGGAGGCGGAGGAGGAAGAAGAAGGAGAAGGAGAAGAAGGAGAAGAGCCCGAGAGAGGGAAAAGGAGGCGGCGGGACGGGCAGCUGCGAGGGGAGGGCCGCCCCUUUCCCUCCCUCCCUCUUUCCCUUCAGCCACCCACCCAGCAUGGCGUCGCGGUCCCGCCACCCGUGGCUGAGCGUGGCCCUGGGUCUGGUGCUGGGCUUCACCGUGGCCUCCUGGCUCAUUGCGCCCAAAGUGGCCGAGCUGAGCGAGAGGAAGAGGCGCGGCGGAGCGGGCUCCUCUCCCCUCAGCAGCCGGAGAAGCAGCAGCCGGAGCAGCGGCAGGAGCAGCAGCGACGGCGGGCACAGCCCUUGCGCCUUUGACGACGGCCAGCCCAGGCAGAUGCUGCCGCCCGAGGAAGACCCGGCGGAGGGGACGAGGAGCGUGCUGUGGGAGAGAAGCGGGCAGCCCUCGCAGAGCCCGCAGCCUCCCCCUCCGCCGCCUCCUUUGGCCGAGGACAGCCCCGGAGAAAGGCGCGAGGAGGGCGAAGGCGGAGGAGGAGAGGAAGAGGGUCGCCACGGCAGCAGCAGCAGCAGCAGCAGCAGCCACAACGGGAGCGGCGACUUCGGCUCCCCGGCGGGCGCCUGCGCCGACCCAGCCCGUCCCUUCCUCUACGUGGGGGUCAUGACCGCCCAGAAGUACCUGUCCGGGCGGGCGCUGGCGGCGCGGAGGACGUGGGCGCGCUCCAUCCCGGGCCGCGUGGAGUUCUUCUCCAGCCAGGGCUCGGCCUCGCCGCCCGUGCCGCCCGGGGAGGCGCCCCUGCCCGUGGUGGCCCUGCCCGGCGUGGACGACGCCUACCCGCCCCAGAAGAAGUCCUUCAUGAUGCUCAAGUACAUGCACGACCGCUACCUCGACACCUACCAGUGGUUCAUGCGCGCAGACGACGACGUCUACAUCAAAGGAGAAAAGUUGGAGGAGUUUCUUCGGUCACUGAACAGCAGUAAACCUCUCUAUUUGGGACAAACAGGACUGGGAAAUAUUGAAGAACUUGGAAAACUUGGUCUUGAGCCUGGAGAAAACUUCUGCAUGGGCGGUCCUGGGAUGAUCUUCAGUCGUGAAGUUCUUAGGAGGAUGGUGCCACACAUAGGUGAAUGCCUUCGAGAAAUGUACACAACUCAUGAAGAUGUAGAAGUGGGUCGAUGUGUUCGGCGGUUUGGUGGAACUCAGUGUGUGUGGUCCUAUGAGAUGCAGCAGUUGUUCCAUGAAAACUAUGAACACAACAGAAAGGGAUACAUACAAGAUCUUCACAACAGCAAAAUUCACAAUGCAAUUACACUUCAUCCAAAUAAAAGACCAGCCUAUCAGUAUAGGCUUCACAAUUAUAUAUUGACUCGUAAAAUUUCAGAAUUGCGUUACCGCUCCAUUCAGCUUCAUAGGGAAAGUGCCCUCAUGAGCAAGCUCAGUAGUGAUGAAAUGAGCAAAGACGAUCAGCUUCUGGGAAUGAUGCCAUCUUUCAAUCGCUUCCAGCCACGGGACAGGAAUGAAGUAAUUGAAUGGGACUUCCUAACUGAAAAGCUUCUUUAUUCUGUGGCUGAGAAUCAACCACCUAGACAGAACAUUAACAGCAUCAUGCGGGCAGCACUUGAUGACACUGUCAUGCAGGUAAUGGAAGUGAUCAAUGAGAACUCUAAAUCUAGAGGAAGGCUCAUUGACUUCAAUGAAAUACAGUAUGGGUACCGCAGGGUUGACCCUCUCCAUGGUGUGGAAUACAUUCUGGAUUUGCUUCUUUUAUAUAAAAGGCAUAAAGGAAGAAAAGUUACUGUUCCAGUUCGACGGCAUGCAUACCUUCAGCAGUUAUUUAGUAAACCAUUUUUUAGAGAAGAAGAAGAACUGGAUGUAAGAAACUUCCUCGAAAAUGUAAAUGGUGACAUGCAGUCUUUCUCCUUUCUUUCUAAUUCCCUGAAGAUUUUUUCAUCAUUCCAAGGCACCAAAGAUAUAGAGGGAAACAGUGACAAGAAGAUUCACAUUCUUGUGCCUCUCACAGGGAGAUAUGAUACUUUCCAGAGAUUUAUGGAGAACUUUGAAAAGACUUGCCUUAUCUCGAAGCAAAAUGUAAAGCUGGCAAUUAUCCUCUUUAACUCUGAGACUGGUCAGGAUUCCAGUAAACACACAGAGUUAAUCAGUAAAUAUCGCAGUAAAUAUCCUAUGGCAGAUAUGACCAUUAUUCCUAUGACAGGACCUUUCUCUAGAGGUUUGGGUCUUGAAACAGCUUCUUCUCAGUUUGACAAUGACACUUUGCUUCUGUUCUGUGAUGUUGACCUAAUAUUCACCCCUGAUUUUCUCCAGCGGUGUAGAGCCAACACCAUUCAAGGGCAGCAGGUUUAUUAUCCUAUAAUUUUUAGUCAGUAUGACCCCAAAGUAACUUAUGGAGGCAACCCUCCAGCAGACAGUAAUUUUGUUUUCACAAAGAAAACUGGAUUUUGGAGAGACUAUGGUUUUGGAAUCACCUGUAUUUACAAAAGUGACCUUGUGAAUGUUGGUGGAUUUGAUACCUCAAUACAAGGCUGGGGGCUUGAGGAUGUGGACCUCUUUACUAAAGUAAUAACCUCUGGACUAAAGGCAUUUCGAAGCCAAGAAGUGGGUGUUGUGCAUGUUUUCCAUCCAGUACAUUGUGAUCCCAACCUAGAUCCUAAACAAUACAAGAUGUGUUUGGGAUCCAAAGCAAGUACAUUUGCCUCUGCUACCCAACUAGCUGAAAUUUGGCUAGAAAAACAUUUAGGUGUCAGGUACAAUCGAACUUUCUCCUGACAUUCUAACUUAUUCUGCCUUCCUGAGGGAGGUUACCUCAUUACUGCUUUUGUUGUUGAUGUUGCAUUCUUAAACUCCCCGUUGUCUUCCAAAGGAUGUGUCUGUGACCUCAAAUGAACAGAGUCUGCUGUCAGGAACAUUACAGAUUCCUACUGAAUUGAGAGGUGUGGUGUCUUUCUGUUCACUUUGAUCUAUAAACUUGAGUGAAACCAUGGCAAUCAAGCAAUCCCACAGAGCACAUCCAUCAUGCGGACCACAUCAGAAGAAUGUUCUCUUCGGGCUUCAGGAUGCAAUAUCAAUCUUGAUUGUGUUUGUCAAACUUAAUGUGAUACAGAUAUUUUCUGCUGAAGGUACCACAAAAGUGCUUUAUGCUUCCUCUGGGAAAGAGACUCCAGCAACCUUGGGGUUUAUAAUUUAUAUGAGGACUAAAAUAAAACAGUAUUACUCUCCAUCUUUACAAUUUUUUUUACAGAUGACUGACUAUAUCUCUAUUUUUUAGAAAAAAAAGAGAGGAAAACACACACAAACUGAGGAUUUCUUUUUAAAGUGCAAUGGUACUGGCUACCAAGAACAUUAAAUGUUGUGUUAAAAUGACCUCCUCAAUAACUGUCUACACUAAAUGCAACUGGACUGUUUUCUUCAGGAAACAUGACUUAGUCAGAUAUUUGCAUAUGUGGAAAAGGUUUCUGAACCAAUGUCCUUAAUUUACUAGCAAGAAGAAAUCAUAACAGAACAUGGUUAUUUAUAAUAAAAAUACAGACAUCACAUAUUCUCUUUUUUCAAGGAGACAAUAUGUUGCUUUGUCUCUGUGUAGAAUGAACCUCUAAUAUAUAAAUAAUUUUCUAUUUUGUUCCUUUCAUAAAGACUGCACUUGAUACAAAGGGAAAUAAAAGGGUACUUAAUAUUG